Messenger RNA from Candoia aspera, 756 nucleotides. Its product is annotated as vomeronasal type-2 receptor 26-like. The coding region runs from base 1 to 756 and encodes 251 amino acids. The transcript is spliced from 2 exons. Gene Ontology annotation, molecular function: G protein-coupled receptor activity. The record is from RefSeq and is a predicted model, not a curated record. Lineage: Eukaryota; Metazoa; Chordata; Lepidosauria; Squamata; Candoiidae. Gene Ontology annotation, biological process: G protein-coupled receptor signaling pathway. Gene Ontology annotation, cellular component: plasma membrane.
AUGGCGGCAGCUCUGGUGCUGGGAAUCUUCAUUGAACAGCAGGACACCCCUAUAGUCAAAGCCAACAACAGGAACCUCACCUACAUUCUUCUCAUUGUUCUCCUGCUCUCUUUCCUUUGCACUUUGCUCUUCAUUGGCCAACCUGACCGGGUGACAUGUCCUUUGAGACAAACUGCUUUUGGCAUCAUCUUCUCUGUAGCCCUUUCUUGCAUAUUGGGGAAAACAACCAUAGUGGUCCUUGCUUUCACGGCCACCAAGCCAGGUUCCAAGAUGAGAACAUGGGUGGGGAAAAGGCUGGCCAACACUAUUGUCCUAUCUUGCUCCCUGGUGCAAGUCGUAAUUUGUGCUGUGUGGUUGGCAAUUUCUCCCCCAUUCCCAGACUCAGAUCUUUACUCCAUGGCUGAAGAAAUUGUCCUACAAUGUAAUGAAGGCUCAACCACUAUGUUUUAUACUGUCCUUGAUUUUAUGCGGUUCUUGACUGCUAUCAGCUUCAUGGUGGCCUUCCUAGCUAGGAAGUUGCCUGACAGCUUUAAUGAAGCCAAAUUUAUCACCUUCAGCAUGUUGGUCUUUUGUAGUGUUUGGAUAUCAUUUGUUCCUACCUAUCUGAGUACGAAGGGCAAAUACAUGGUGGCUGUGGAGAUCUUCUCCAUUUUGGCUUCUGCAGCUGGAUUACUGGGCUGCAUCUUUUUCCCCAAAUGCUAUAUCAUUAUUCUGAGACCUGAUUUGAAUAAGAAGGAGCAGUUAACAAAGAAAUAA